UCCGUCUCUCUUCUCCGUGUCUCGUUCGUCUCGUCAUCUCUCUCUAGUUCGCCCGCCGGAGUUCUUCUCGCCACUGCUGGAUAUUUCAUUCAUUCAGAUUCCUCUCUCCCUCUUUCUCUUUGUUGUUCUUAAUCAGCUAGUUUCUGUAAAAUCUUUCGAUGGCGUCUACGAAGAACUCCGUUGUCCUUGUGGCUUUAUUAAUCGCUUUCGUUUUCGCCGUCAUCUCUCCCUUCGCCUGUGCUCAAUCCUUAGCUCCUGCUCCUUCUCCCACAAGCGACGGAACAUCGAUUGAUCAAGGGAUAGCGUAUUUGCUAAUGGUGCUUGCGCUUCUUCUGACUUAUCUCAUUCAUCCUCUUGAUGCUUCUUCUUCUUCCUCCUUCUUCUGACUGGUCUUCCUCCUUGUGAUCUUCCUCCUCAUUUUCUAAUUUGUAAUGGAGACUGUUUCUGAGCUUCAUCUUUUACUGUGUUUUCAGUAAAUUAGAGAAAUUAGAGAUGUGUCUUUUUUUUUUUUUCUUUUUUUUUUUAGAUUUACCCUUAAAGAUUUUUUUAAUUAAUUUCAUGUUCCUUAUAAAGUUCGUUUAUUGUAGAAGUACCCCUUUUUUUAUUUAUUAUGUUUAUUGUUAAUGCUUCACAUAACGUUCCAAUUACAAAAGUUCUUUUUGUUCUUGUU
This is a messenger RNA of Camelina sativa (false flax), 670 nucleotides long. Its product is annotated as arabinogalactan protein 20. The record is from RefSeq and is a predicted model, not a curated record. Lineage: Eukaryota; Viridiplantae; Streptophyta; Magnoliopsida; Brassicales; Brassicaceae.